This is a messenger RNA of Zingiber officinale, 1483 nucleotides long. RefSeq names its product ATP-dependent Clp protease proteolytic subunit-related protein 4, chloroplastic-like. Lineage: Eukaryota; Viridiplantae; Streptophyta; Magnoliopsida; Zingiberales; Zingiberaceae. Bases 113 to 1057 code for a protein of 314 amino acids. Gene Ontology annotation, cellular component: endopeptidase Clp complex. The transcript is spliced from 7 exons. Gene Ontology annotation, molecular function: ATPase binding; ATP-dependent peptidase activity; serine-type endopeptidase activity. Gene Ontology annotation, biological process: protein quality control for misfolded or incompletely synthesized proteins. The record is from RefSeq and is a predicted model, not a curated record.
GUUAUAUAGCUAGGCACAUUUCCGACCCUUCGCCGCUGUCGCUUCAUCGUCUUCCCUUCGAGCCGGCGGCGGAGCCAUCUUUUGCCGGAGAGAAAAAGGGAGGGGACACGCCAUGGAGAUCGCCUUGUUCUCUCCGCGCACAAUCCCUGCCGAUGCCUGCCGCGUUCUUUCCAUUUCCCCCAGAUUGUCGUGGAGCAGCGGCAGGUCAGCGCCUAGGGCUUCCGUCUCUGCCUCCUCCUUCUCUUCCGCUUCCUCGAGGCCUUCUUCCCUAAGUUUCAGCCUCGUCGCUACUCCUUUCCUCGGCGGUGGGAGCGUCCAUAGCGACUUCAACGGAUUAAGGGUUCCGUCCCUGAAGCUGCCUACUCUACCCCACGCCCGCCGGCCCAUGAGGGGUGUCGUUACCAUGGUCAUUCCUUUCUUGAGAGGAACAGCAUGGGAGCAACCGCCUCCGGAUCUAGCUUCUUACUUGUAUAAAAAUCGAAUUGUAUACUUGGGCAUGUGUCUUGUUCCAGCAGUGACAGAGUUGAUGAUGGCAGAGUUCUUAUAUCUUCAAUAUGAAGAUACUAAGAAGCCAAUUUACCUAUACAUUAAUUCCACCGGCACAACAAAGGGCGGAGAAAAGUUGGGCUAUGAGACAGAAGCAUUUGCAAUUUAUGAUGUUAUGAGGUACAUUAAAACUCCAAUAUUUACACUGUGUGUUGGCAAUGCUUGGGGAGAGGCUGCACUGCUCUUGGCCGCUGGUGCUAAAGGAAACCGUUCCGCUUUACCAUCAUCAACAAUAAUGAUAAGACAGCCUAUUGCAAGAUUUCAAGGUCAAGCGUCAGAUGUUGACAUUGCAAGAAAAGAAAUAAGCAAUGUCAAGGCUGAAUUGGUUGGUCUAUACUCGAGACAUAUAGGAAAAUCCCGUGAGCAGAUCGAAGAAGACAUCAGACGCCCUAAAUAUUUCAGUCCUAGUGAAGCAGUCGAAUACGGGAUCAUCGAUAAGGUAUUGUACAACGAAAAAAGACAGGAAGAUCAAAGUGUUAUCUCUGAUCUUAAAAAGGGACAACUCUCAUAGACUGGUUAAUGCAAAUGGCUGGUAACAAAAAUGUUAAAUUACAUUAAGUUGUUAUUACCACUUUAUUCAUUUCCCAUUUGCUGUAACUUAAAGUAAACAAGAUUAGUAGAGUUUCUUAUUAUUAAUUCGGGAGCUUCGUGCAUCAAAUUGCCCUUUAGUAAUGUGUAUUGCCAAUGAGAAUCAAUUGGGGGAAGGAGAUGCCAAUGAGGAUCAAUUGGGGAAGGAGAUGCAACGAACCUUCAAACAUCAAUCCCCAGAGCAAGAAUGGGAUUUAUAUAUAGGUUGAGAUUGGCAAGGUUUAUCGCUGAAAGCACAUGAUCUUUCUAAUGCUUCAAUCGAUAGCUAAGGAUGCUCUUAAAAUAUUCUUAUUGUGCUACAACAAUGCAAGCUAUCAUCUUAGUGUUGAAAUAAAUGUUUAUUGGUAAA